AUGUUCAAUGAAUAUUUUGUUUCCAUCUUCUCCUCUGACUCGGACGUCGCCUUUGAACAUGGUGAUCGUCUGCAUAACGUAGAGUUUGAGAAUAUCACAUUAUCGGAGGAAGAAGUACUAGCUGUGAUAAUGAAUUUAGACCAUAAUAAAGCACAUGGCCCAGAUAAUAUUCCAGCCCGCCUACUGAAAGAGACAGCCGCGCAGAUUGCACCAUCUCUCUGUUCUCUUUUCAACAAGUCUUUACGUAUUGGCGUUGUGCCUGACGAUUGGAAACUCGCUAACGUGGUCCCUGUUUACAAACACGGAGAAAAAGCGGAGGUAGAAAAUUACCGACCAAUUUCACUACUGUCCCUUAUAUCAAAAACCCUCGAACGUUGUGUAUUUAACAACAUCAAACAUCAUGCUUAUGAUCAGAUAAACCCUUGCCAAAACGGUUUUGUGCCGAAAAAAUCCUGCAUCACCCAACUCAUCGAAGUCCUUGAUCACAUUGGCCGUGACUUAGAUCGUGGUAAACAAAUUGACGUAAUUUAUUUAGAUUUUGUCAAAGGCCUUUGAUAAAGUGAGCCACGCAAAGCUGUUACAUCGCCUUCGUGAAUUCGGGUUUGGAGGAAGCAUUCUCAAAUGGUUCGGUUCAUAUCUGACCAACCGAUAUCAACAAACGACCGUUCUUGGAGCAACGUCGAGGCCGCUUCAAGUAAGAUCAGGAGUGCCGCAGGGGUCCAUCCUCGGUCCAUUAUUGUUCCUUCUAUACGAGAAUCAUCUCUCCAAUUCCGUGACCAAUUCAAGGAUUGCUAUAUUCGCGGACGAUACCAAGAUCUUCAAGACCAUCAAUUCGAUCUCUGAUGCGUCUGCUCUACAGAAUGAUCUGUCAAACUUCCAAGAAAGCUCAAGCAUUAUUAACCUCGAAUUAAAUAACACCAAAUGCAAAGUCUUAAGAGUCACCCGAAAGCACAAUAAAAUUACUUAUCCAUACAAACUUAACGAUACCAUCCUAGAAUGCACGGACUGUGAACGAGAUCUUGGAGUUUUAACAUCUUCUACUCUGACUUGGUCUAAACAAGUUGACCACCUGUGCAACAAAGCCACCAAAAUGCUAGGAUAUGUCCGAAGAUCAACCUUAAACAUCAAAGAUAUCACGGUUCGCCGCAGACUAUAUUUAUGUCUUGUUCGUUCCCAGCUAUGCUAUGGAUCUCAAAUUUGGGCACCACAAUCAGUAACCUUAAUUAAACGCGUGGAAAGACUUCAAAGACGCGCAACAAAGUACAUCCUGAAUCUGCCCUUCCGUUGUGACACAACCUACAACCAGAGACUUGCACUUUUAGAUCUCCUUCCAUUGUGCUACUGGCAUGAAUUUCUAGAUAUGGUAACCUUCUACAAAUUAACGCAUGGCAUCAUGACCAUUGACAGUAAUUUAAUACAGUCGUCACCCAAUAACAACAGAAGACAAACCAGGUCGUCUAAUCCCAAUCAUCUGUCAAUCACAACGGCACAAUGCAAGACCACUACCUACCAAAGGUCAUUUCUCAACCGAACAAAGAGACUAUGGAACGCAUUACCAAAAAGUUUGACAAGCAAUAACAUUAGUUUAGGACAAUUCAAAAACGGACUUUCAAAAUAUUACAAGUUAGCGUUGGAAGACGUUUUUAACGUUGAUGAUCCAAGGACAUGGAAAUCUAUAUGUUUGUCUUGUAACAAGUCUCGUAAUCUGUCCUGUCAAAUAUCGUGUUGUUAUUAGAUUUAUGUUCGUUGUAUAUUGUUGUAUAGUAUUAAAAUAGUUAAUGGGGCCGCUGUAAUUGGUGAAAACUGUUGCGUGCACCCUGCCAAUGAAACACAUAUUAUUAUAUGUUGUUGUAAAUCAGUGGUGUUAUAUGUUGCAUGUUACUUGGCAAAGUUAAAUAAAUUAACUUUUAGAAGCCCCUGCCUUCCACACAUUUUACCGCAAGGCAGUUAAAGAUUCUCUUAUUACUGAAUAUAACGACAACCUGAAACAGUCCUUUGAGAAGAAGAUUAAACCUUUGGCUGAUUCACUUCGUCUGCCGUUGCAAAACCAAACGUACAGCAAAUGA
Messenger RNA from Paramuricea clavata, 2066 nucleotides. NCBI's taxonomy places the organism in Eukaryota, Metazoa, Cnidaria, Anthozoa, Malacalcyonacea, Plexauridae. The record is from the annotation of a GenBank genome assembly.